AUGAACUCUAAUGAAGAUUCAUUUGUACCGUAUCAUAUUGAUCAAAUACCAUCUUCAAAAUUAAAAAUUUAUAAAGAUAACUUUGAAGUACCAUUUCUUCAAUAUAGAGAAGAAUUUUAUCGAUGGGAAGUCGUUAAUCUUGUUGAGAAUUCAAUAAAUGAAUAUUUAAAAAAGGUAGAACAACGUUUUCAAAAAGAAAUACAUCGAGUAGAAUUAUAUUUACAUCCAUCAACAUUAACACCAUUAAUUAAAAAACUUGAACAAAUAUUCAUUCUUGAUCAACUUGAAACAAUCUAUACUGAAGCAAAACCACUUUUACACAAUGAAAACUAUUCAGAUUUUGCAUUUCUAUUCAAAUUAGUUGGUCGAAUACUAGAUACGAUUAUUGAAUUAAAAAAGAUUGUUGAAGAAAAUUUUUGUCCAAAAGUUAUUAAAUCUUUCACACCAAUCGAUGUUCCAGCUAAUUAUAUUAAAUUAAUCCUUAAUAUUCGUGAGGAAUUUUUCAAAGUGGCACAAGAAUUUUUUAAUAAGAAUGAACAUUUUAUUGCUGUUGUUGAGAAGAGGUGUAGAAAUUUUAUUAAUAAUAAUGUAUUACCAGAAAGUGCUGAUAAUGCAGGAAAAUCAGCUGAAUUAUUAGCCCAAUAUUGUGAUCAACUUUUAUGA
Molecule: messenger RNA, 663 nt
Organism: Rotaria sp. Silwood1
Lineage: Eukaryota; Metazoa; Rotifera; Eurotatoria; Philodinida; Philodinidae
Source: the annotation of a GenBank genome assembly